Sceloporus undulatus (fence lizard) is the source of this 4973-nucleotide messenger RNA. It is a transcript of the gene L1CAM, whose product is annotated as L1 cell adhesion molecule. The transcript has 29 exons. Bases 17 to 4024 code for a protein of 1335 amino acids. Gene Ontology annotation, molecular function: protein binding. Gene Ontology annotation, biological process: cell-cell adhesion. The record is from RefSeq and is a predicted model, not a curated record. NCBI's taxonomy places the organism in Eukaryota, Metazoa, Chordata, Lepidosauria, Squamata, Phrynosomatidae.
ACCGCCGACACCGAUUAUGUCACAUCGAUCGGCUUCUCUGCAGCAGCUCAAGCAGGAACAGCAGCAGCAGCAGCAGCUUCAGAGGAGGCGAGAGCCGGAGAUCUGGCAACAGCAUCCUGCUCAGCCGCAAACCUCACACCAGGAUUUGCAUGCCGCUUGCUCCUCUUUUGCUGCACCACUGCCCAGGUUUGGUGAGCGGCCCUGGCCCAAGGUGCCGGGGAAGAUGGCCUCAACGCUGGCCUCUUUGCUGAUGCUCUGGCCGCUGGUUCUCCUCCUUUCUGAUCCAGCCGCAUCCAUCGAGUUUCCUGAAGGCUAUAACCGGACAGCCCUGCUUCAGCCACCUGAAUUCCAAGAGCAGCCUGAGAAAGAGAUUGUUGUAUUUCCCAAUGAUGAGGUGACCCUGAAAUGUGAGGCCAGUGGGAACCCCCCAGUGGAGUUCCGCUGGACCAAGGAUGGGCAAGAGUUUGAUCCAAGCCAGGUGCCAGGGAUGAUGCAACGGAAAGACUCGGGGACCCUGGUCAUCACCACAAACGGGAACGUGGCAUCUAAGUACAAAGGGGUUUACCGGUGCUAUGCCAGCAAUUCCCUGGGCACUGCCAUGAGCUCUGAGAGCCAGAUCAUUGCUGAGAGUUCUCCACAGUGGCCGAAAGAGAAGGUGGCACCCAUUACAGUGGAAGAAGGAACCCACACAAUCUUACCUUGCAACCCACCUACCAGUGCUGUUCAUCCAAAAAUUUACUGGCUCAACAGCAGGAUUGAGCACAUCACACAGGAUGAACGAGUAACCAUGGGCCAGGAUGGGAAUCUUUAUUUUGCCAACGUGCAAAUGAAGGACAGCCAACCUGACUACAUAUGCAAUGCUCAUUUCCAAGGUCCCCGAAUCAUCAUUCAGAAAGAGCCCAUUGAGCUGAAAGUCACAACCACCAACACUUUAUCACACAAGAAGCCAUUUCUAAUUGUGCCAAAGAGGAAGCACAGUACCUAUGUGGCAAAACUGGGCGAGUCCUUGGUCUUGGAAUGCAUUGUAGCUGGACUCCCUACACCCACAGUGGAAUGGACCCAUAAGAACAGGCUGAAGCUUUCGCCUCACAUGGUUUUCGAAAACGCAAGGAAAACCCUCCGCAUCCUAAACGUGACUGAUGAAGACGAUGGAGACUAUGAGUGUAAAGCAGAGAAUGAUCACGGCACAGUGCGCCACACCUACACCGUUAACGUUGAGGCUGCUCCAUAUUGGAUAAAGAGGCCCGUGAGCCAGAUCUAUGCCCCAGGGGAGAAUGUGCGCUUGGAUUGUGAAGUUGACGGUAAACCCAAACCAGAGGUCUCAUGGAGAAUAAAUGGAAUCCCUCUUGAAGAUGUGAUGCCAGAACCAAGGAGGAGGGUGCAGCCCGGAGCAUUGAUCCUUAACAAGGUGGAGCCAAACGACACAGCAGUAAUCCAGUGCGAGGCCCAUAACAAACAUGGCAGCCUCCUGGCCAAUGCAUACAUCCUUGUCCUCCAACUGCCAGCACAGAUCCUGACCCCAAGUGGGUUAGAGUAUAGUGUGGUAGAGAACCAGGUUGCAACUCUGGACUGCAUGGCUUUUGGGGUGCCCAGACCCACUGUGAAGUGGUUUAUGGGUGAUAAGUAUGUCUUAGAUGAUAUCCGGAGUUUUCUCUUCACAAAUGGAACUCUUCUGCUUGAGCAAGUUGAGCGCCAGGAUGCAGGGAACUUCACGUGUCUGGCUGAUAAUGAUUUCUAUGGUGACACCAUCACUGCCCACCUAAUUGUCAAAGGAGCCACAAAGUUUGAAGUGGGACCUACAAACACAGAAGAGAAGAAAGGCGAGAGUGUGACAUUCCAUUGUAAGGUGUUGUUUGAUGAGACCAUUCCAGGGCAUGGUACCAAGUGGCGUCUAAAUGGGCAGGUCAUUCAGGAAUCAGAUGAAAAUGAGAAAUAUUUCAUCGGUGAUACAUCUUUGACAAUCACCAACCUGGACUAUUCGGACCAAGGAAUAUACAGCUGCCUGGCUUGGACUGCUCUUGACUCUGUGGAGAAAAGUGCCAAGCUUUUGGUGUAUGGCAAACCUGGCCCUGUGUCAAAUCUGGAAAUGUUGAGGCAGCAGGAUCAUCAGGUGAAGCUGACAUGGACACCAGGAGAUGAUCACAACAGGCAUAUUGAAGAGUAUACUGUCUUUUGUGAAGAAAGCAAAUUUAAGCCAGGAAAACUGGAGGAGUUAACCACUGUACCAGGAAACCAGCCAUGGGCCAUUCUUUCCCUCUCUCCAUUCAGGAACUAUACCUUCUAUGUGCAAGCCAGGAACAAUCAAGGGAAAAGUGAACUGAGUGAACCAUCUGUCAGUCAUGUCACAAAGCCAGCAGCUCCUGACCAGAAUCCAACAGAAGUCAAAGGAGAGGGAAAUGAGACCACAAACAUGAUCAUCACUUGGACGCCUUUGCCUCCCUGGGAGUGGAAUGCUCCAACUCUGAAAUACCACGUGCAGUGGAGGCAGGAGAGUGAAGCCCAGUGGAACGAGACGGAAGUAGAAGCCCCUCCUGUAGUGGUGACAGGCACCCCGGUCUUCACACCUUAUGAGAUCAAGGUGCAGGCACGCAAUGACUUUGGCAAAGGUCCCGAACCUUCCAGCGAACUUGGCUACUCAGGGGAGGAUGUCCCUGAGGCCAUCCCUGAGAAUUUGGCUGUUGAAGUCUUGAACAGCACCACCAUCAAGCUUUCAUGGAUCCUGCCUAACAAAGAGAAGAUUUUGGGUCACCUCAAGGGAUUUCAGGUUUAUUUCUUCUGGCUGGGAACUCUGGCAGACCGCAGCCGUCGGCAGGCUCGUGCUCACACCCGCUCCCAUGGGAAAGUGUUGAUUGAGGGGAAUGUAUCUGAGAUCACACUGGGGGGCUUCAAGCCGUGGAGCCGAUACCGGGUUCAGAUGGCGGUGCUCAAUGGCCGGGGGGAGGGCCCCCACAGCGAGGCCAUGGGAUUUGAUACACCGGAGGGAGUUCCUAGCCGCCCUGAAUCUGUUCAUAUGGAGUUCCUUUCGGACACAACAGUGACCUUGGAGUGGACACCACCCAAAUUCCCCAAUGGGAAAUUAGUGAGAUAUGUGUUGGCGUAUCAACAAGCCAACCAGACUUCCAAUCUGACCAACGUGGGCUUCAUUAGUGGCAUUACCAUCCCUGCCACCCAACUUAUGUUCAACGUCAGUGAUCUGGACCCCUACACUCCUUACAAUUUCUACUUGUCAGCAGAAACCAAAGAGGGGUCAGGAGAGGCCUAUAUUCUGCAGGAACAUGCAAUACGUGAGUCAGUGAACCUGUCCUUGGUGAACAUCACUUUGGGUGAGACAGGGGAGAAUUUCACCACCAUCAUCUGGAUCCCACGUCAGAGCCAGCGAGAUGUGGAGUUUGCAGUCCAUAUUAUGAGCAAGACUGAUAAAGAAGACUGGCAUGAUGUAGGGAAGGCCACAUCCAGCCAGGGUUCUUACAGCAUCCCAGGCCUGCAGCCAGGAAAGCAGUAUCGGGUUCGACUGGUGAAAGAACAUCGUACUGGAGAUCUUCAAGUCAUCUGGGAGACAGAAAUGGUAACCACUGGUACUGUUCGAGAGAGUUACCGGAGCUUUGCUGCGCAAGGUUGGUUCGUGGGCUUUGUCAGCGCCAUCGUCCUCCUCAUCCUGGUUCUGGUGCUCCUCUGCUUCAUCAAGCGCAGCAAGGGCGGCAAGUACUCGGUAAAAGACAAAGAAGACACCCAGGUUGAUUCGGAGGCCAGGCCCAUGAAGGAUGAGACCUUUGGAGAGUACAGGUCCCUGGAGAGUGACAAUGAGGAGAAACCCUUCACAAGCAGCCAGCCUUCCCUGAAUGGUGAUAUCAAGGCCUUGGGAAGCGACGACAGCUUGGCAGACUAUGGUGGGAGCGUGGAUGUCCAGUUCAAUGAGGACGGCUCCUUCAUUGGCCAGUACAGCGGGCAAAAGGGCAAAGAAGGAGGUGGCAAUGACAGCUCGGGGGCAACCAGCCCCACCAAUGUGGUCACUGCCCUGGAGUAAAAAAGGGGCUUUUCCCCAAGAAAUGAACCCCUGGGGGGAGAGGAUUUCCCUGUGGAUUAUUGGGGGGAGGACAUAGGGACAAUCCCCCUCCUCAUCAAGGGAAGGAAACAAAGAAAUAAUUUUCUCUCGAAUGGAAAAUGGUGAUUGGGGAAAUUCACCCCCUUCGUUUACUUGCUGACCCUCCUCGACAGAUCAAGGAGGGUUACAAAAUCAGGGGAUUCCCAAAAUUAUUCACCCAACCCUGAGCAAAGUCAGCCUCUCAUUUCCAUACCCUCCCCUCCCCCCCAAAAAAAAAAAACACAGUUGUCCCUCAGCCAAAUUAUGUGUGUAUAUUUGUGUGGCAGGGAAUGAAGGGUGAUGACAAGAUCCAAGGGGUGGGCGCCUCACCGAGAAGCAAACAGAGCUUCUUAACAGGUGGGGGAUCAGGGUUCAAAAUUGCCAAAAGAUCUGUGUAACCACUCCCUGCCCAGAAAUAUUUCUUAUUUGUAUGUGUGUCUAGGGGAGGGUGAUGUUAGUUGGUGCUGCUACCAAGUCCGGUCCUCAUCCUAGGAAGGGGAAAGAGACGGAAGCAUUGGUGGGAGAGAAAGGGCUGGAAAGCGUGGGGGUCUUUUCCUGGCCAUUGAAAGAGGAAGGGUGGCUAGCGGGGGAAGUGAGAAGCCUAGGGGGAUUCCAAUCUGGUGUGCUGAGAAAAGAUUGCACAUCAGUGGACUACAGAGUCAAAAAGAACUGAGUCUUUUGAUUCAUUCUACCACCAUCCGGUUCCAACUGACAGCAUCCUCACAUUUUUAUGACUGCAGUGUGCUCCACUGGAACUCCUGGACUCCAUUCCAUUGUUCUGUCCAGCCUUCUUCCCCAUUUUUUGGCCCCCAUUUGCCAAACCAUGCCCUGCCCAGGUAGAAAUUCCUUUAGAACAGCAGCCUUGCAACUUUUUACCUUGAGAAACCUUUCU